AUGCAAUGGGAUCCAAUCAGUGACGAAGCUACAAAGACGGCACAAUCCAGUAAAGAAAUGGGAGAUACGAUUGCAGCCACGAUCAAAUCAAUCGAUGGUGAGCUGCGUAAACUCUCUCUUUCCAUGUGGUCAAAGCCGGAAUUGGGUUGGCAAGAAAAGGAAACGCACGAUUUGUUCGUCUCAUACUUGCAAGGUAAAAAUGGAUGGAAAGUUACACCACAUGCUUACGGGAUGGAGACAGCAUUCAGAGCGGAGUUUGUUCAUCGUCCAGAAGGGAUUACGGAGGAUCUUCCAACGAUUGGAUUCCAAUCGGAGUUGGACGCUUUACCUGGCAUUGGACAUGCAUGCGGACACAAUUUAAUCGCCAUUGCAGGUGUGGGAGCCAGUCUUGCUCUAGCAAAUGCCUUGCAAAAGCAUAAUAUCGCUGGAAAAGUGGUUUUAUUAGGAACGCCUGCUGAAGAAAUGCAAGGUGGAAAGAUUCGAUUGCUCGCCAAAGGAGCAUAUGAAGGGAUGGAUACAUGCUUAAUGGUUCAUCCAGCUUCCCUUGAUUCGGUCGGAAUUAUGUUAGCAAAGGCAGAUCUAUUGGUUCAUUAUACUGGUCAUGGAGCACAUGCAGGGGCUGUUCCUUGGGAAGGCACGAACGCUCAGGAUGCAGCAGUCUUAUCGUAUAUGAACAUCAGUGCCUUACGUCAACAAAUUAAACCUGAUCAUCGAGUGCAUGGAAUUAUUCAAGGCGAUAAAUCAUGGGCAUCCAACGUUAUUCCAGCAGCUUGUGAUCUGAUGUUUAAUGUUCGUGCGCCAACUGCGAACGAAUGCGAUACCCUUACAAAGAGAGUUCAAAACUGUUUCGAAGCAGCGGCCCUGGCAACGGGAUGCAAAGCAGAUAUCCGAGUUGCCGAUCCGUACAAGGAUGUUGCCAAUAAUGCAUCUUUGGGGGAUACCUUUCGAGCAAUUGCGAAUCAAAGAUUCGCCAAGAAAGUGACAAAGCAAGCAUUUUUUGCAUCGACUGAUUUUGGGGAUAUAACGUAUGCUUUGCCAGCUUUGCAUGCACAAUAUUCUAUCCCACUCAAGAAUCCUGCCACUGAUAAAAAUCAUACGCCUGGCUUUGCCAAUGCAGCUAAAACACAAGAAGCACAUGAUCUAACACUCGAGGCAGCCAUUACGAUUGCCGUUAUUGGAGGUAAAGUUGCAUCUGAUGAAAGGUAUCGUAAGCAGAUUUGGGAUGAAUGGAAGAAGUGGAAAGAAAGCAGCAAACAACAACAACAGUGA
Messenger RNA from Meira miltonrushii, 1269 nucleotides. RefSeq lists its product as uncharacterized. The coding region runs from base 1 to 1269 and encodes 422 amino acids. Gene Ontology annotation, molecular function: dipeptidase activity. The transcript has a single exon. NCBI's taxonomy places the organism in Eukaryota, Fungi, Basidiomycota, Exobasidiomycetes, Exobasidiales, Brachybasidiaceae. The record is from RefSeq and is a predicted model, not a curated record.